Messenger RNA from Colletotrichum godetiae, 1064 nucleotides. RefSeq lists its product as uncharacterized. Bases 100 to 798 code for a protein of 232 amino acids. The record is from RefSeq and is a predicted model, not a curated record. Lineage: Eukaryota; Fungi; Ascomycota; Sordariomycetes; Glomerellales; Glomerellaceae. The transcript has 3 exons.
UCCAGUCAUCCAACUAAUACCUAGGUAUGCAAUUUGCUUGUUGUUGAGCUGACACAACCCAAGACACUCGAUACUCGACACUCAUGACAUAUCUCACACAUGCAAGCUAUGCUAGACUCCGACAUGUGGAAGAGGCAGCUGGCAACGUGCAAUCCAUUCUUGAGCGGCAACUAUGGGACACUGAGCUGGGCCGUCGUUAGCGUGCGGCGGAUCGAACGAGUCCGAGAUGACAAUUUGACAAUUCUAUAUCACGGUCGCCUCGGACGCUCUGAACAUAAAAAAUUGAAAACCCAUAGUAAUGACGACAAUUACAGGUUCCUGCAUGCUCGGCCGAAGCGUUGCAUCGCGCUGCUGGGGCUUUGCAGUCGCUAUUUUGGAUUAAUUGGGCCGGCGAUUGAUCAGGGAGACAGAAACCAUCUGUUAGAAACAUAUCAGUGCCUCCCAUGCCACAGUUCCUCCCUUUCCCAUGGGCCAUGGGCCAUGGACUUGGUGGGAGGGCGCCACGGAGCAUAUGUAAAUGGGGGGAACACUGCUCCGCACGGUAGUUCAAAAGUGCGUUACCAUUUCAUAUUUCAUCCACAGGGCUUGACCAGGCAAGGCCGGUGCCAUCUCAAGACAAUCACGACUCACGACUCAAAGCUCACCAGCCUUGUCCCUGGAAACGGGAAUAGACCGCGGGCCCAUAAACCAGCAUCUCAGACUCGCGUACGGAGUACAGAGUGCUCAUCCGUAUUAGUUACCAAUUCACCCUACUGUUUGAGCCUACCAAUCCAGACCGGCAGGUCUAGACUCACUUGAACCUCUCCAUUCCUCUUUUCUCGUCCCUGCAUCACAUCUGCGUCAAACCAAGUCUUUGAUGAAAGCCGCCCGUCCGCCGCUGGACUCACUCGCGCAUGAUCCGUCCCUUUACCCCCCGCGUGCCUCGCCAUGGACCCUGCGGCCGGCCUUCAUACCUGCACUCUGAUCUCGGAGCCGGAACACCUUUAGGAUAAGUAUUGGCUUCGACUCCUAUCCAAGGGCCUCGAGCUAUCAGUCUCAGACAAGGCUAGGUUUAGACUCUACAC